AUGCAGCUCAGCCCACUGCAAUCGCGACUGGCGGCCUCGCUGAUUGCGUCGCUGCUGCUACUACUCAUCUACUAUUUGCUUUCCACUCCCACUUUUGCGCUUGCCGCAGAAUUGAGCGAAGGAUUCGACCCCAUUCUGGACACCAUCGAAGCCGACGAUGCGCUCGAAAGACGAAGCCAAUUAGAACCUGCCUACGAGCCGGAAUUCGCCGCUUUUGACCGCAGCAUCAUUGGAAGGGCGCCCGCUGGAGUGACCGCACUGGUGAACAAUGUCAAGAUCAACCGCAACGUUCAGGCAAACUCGACGCAAAGCUUCGUAUUCGAGGCUAUCUCCGUGUUCGCAAACUUUUUUGAUAACACGCCCGACGAUGCUUUUGUCGUAGAACCGCGCGAGAAGGGCAAUGGCUCCGGUGGCCCAGGAGAUGAUUUGGCUGGAACGGGUGACGCGCUUUUAGACGCAGAGGACAAUGUUGGACUACGUCGCCGACAGCAGGCUCAGGGCAGGAAGGUGUUCAUUUCUGCAACGACGUGCAUUCAACCUCGCCAUGGAGCCAAUAAUACCGGCUCGGAUCCCCCGCAGAUUACCAUGUACGUCUCUACGUCGAAGGACAAUCAGUCACCCGGCCCCGGGCAAAAUUCGUCCUUGCAAACAGUAGAGAUACUCGAAGAGGGCGCCGCGUUCUUGACGGUCAACGCGACAGGCGACGUCUUCGUUGGGAUUGCAGCUCCCGGGGUGGAUACGGAGAAGUUCACUGGGGACUGGAACUUUGACGUCGCAGCAUCGACGGACGGAUAUUUCCACGAAUUCGACGAGAACCCUUCCGAACUCCUGUGGGUUGACAGUGAUUCCAGUGCGGCUCUCUUGACCACUGCGAAUUUGACCGAUACCCACAAUGAUACCCUCAUCGAGGAGAUCAUGGCGCAGAGCCCGCCGUUCAUCAUGUUUGUCGAGAAUCGAGACAACCCCACCACCAAAGGUGUUCGGCGCUCCAUGUGUGGUUUGGAAAAUUACGCUCAAAUCGCUGCGAAGACGGGUGGCAAGUUUGGGAAUCUGGCCAGUACUGUGAUGACCACGAGAGGCGCGGGCAAUCUGCCGAAGCAGCAGUUCUUCUUCAACGGCCUCAACGCAAGUGCCUUUUACAACGGCAUCCUCGUUCACACCGGCAACUCGACAUCGAAGAAGCGACAAGAAGGCGGCAGUUCGGGCAGUGGUGGGCGAGUGUUCCAAGCGACACCGUUUGAAACCAAAGACGGCGAAAAUUGCAAGAUCAUCACUGACCUACAAUUCUGCAACGAGACGGAGUAUGCCGUCCCGGCAAACUCGAACAAGAUGAACAUCACUCAACUUGCGCAGUUUUAUGACAACUACGCCAAGGAAAUGUACGGCAAUUUCCAGAAACAGCUUGCGCAAGUUGCCUGUGAAGCACCGGACGUCCAGCGGUAUUCACUUGCUCGAAACUGUACGGAUUGCGAGAUCGCCUACAAGAAGUGGCUCUGUACUGUCACGAUCCCUCGUUGCGAGGAUUUCACUGCUGCAGAGGCCAACUUCUCACUGGUACGGAACGUAAACCAAUCUUUCCCGAAUGGCACCCUUCUUCCGAUCGACCAAUUGAGCAAAUACGAAAAGCGGGUUUUCCAGCACUCGAGGAACCCUCUCAUCGACGAGAUGGUGGCGCCGGGACCGUAUCGGGAGAUCCUCCCAUGCGACUAUCUCUGCUACGACUUGGUACAGAGCUGCCCUGCGUCUUUGGGCUUCAACUGCCCUGGGCCGGACGACGACAUCUUCAACUCCAGCUACGCUAUUCAAGGUGAUGGCUUAACAUGCAAUUACCCCGGCGCGGUCCACAAUCCCUCUGCUUCAGCAAUAGUAGCCGUGUCUUGGGGCCUGCUUGGAUUCCUCGUGCUAGGAACUCUAGGUACAGUCAUGCUGUGA
This is a messenger RNA of Colletotrichum siamense, 1932 nucleotides long. It is a transcript of the gene ehs1, whose product is annotated as Calcium influx-promoting protein ehs1. Gene Ontology annotation, molecular function: calcium channel activity. The record is from RefSeq and is a predicted model, not a curated record. NCBI's taxonomy places the organism in Eukaryota, Fungi, Ascomycota, Sordariomycetes, Glomerellales, Glomerellaceae. The transcript is spliced from 2 exons. Bases 1 to 1932 code for a protein of 643 amino acids. Gene Ontology annotation, biological process: calcium ion import across plasma membrane.